This is a messenger RNA of Aureococcus anophagefferens, 598 nucleotides long. RefSeq lists its product as hypothetical. Gene Ontology annotation, cellular component: U5 snRNP. The transcript has 2 exons. The annotation marks the transcript as partial. The record is from RefSeq and is a predicted model, not a curated record. NCBI's taxonomy places the organism in Eukaryota, Pelagophyceae, Pelagomonadales, Pelagomonadaceae.
GUGGAAGAAGGGCGACGAGGAGCCCGACGAGUGGCUCGCGCAGAUGGACGAGGCGACCAUGGAGGCGGCCAUCGGCGCGGCGGCGCGCCGCGCGGCCGACGACGGCGACGGCGACGACGACGGCGGCGACGACCCCGCGCUCAUGGGCGACGACCGGAAGCGCGCGGUCGCCGCCGAGCUCGCGGCGCUCCUGGAGCCCGGCGAGAAGGUCGCCGGGGGCGUGCGGCGCCUCGGGCGCGCGCUCAAGGCCAAGGACGCCGGCGCCGCGGAGGCCUUCGAGACGCUGAGCGGCCUCGCGGACGCGCUCGUGUCCGCGGGCCGCGCGGCGGCGACGGACGGCGCCGUCUACGGCCCCUACGACACGCAGACGAUCCUCGACUGGCGGAGCGGCGGCUUCUUCACGGGCGACAGCGCCGUGCCCAUGCGCGAGGUCGCCAAGGCCCCGGCGCCCAAGCCCGCGGCGGCCGCGGACGACCUCGCCGCGGACCUCGAGGACUCCGACGACGACGACGCGCCGCCGCCGGAGAACCCGAACCGGUGGGUCCACUCCGACGACAUCGACUUCCUCGGGGACGGCGUCGAGAGCCCCCUGCCGUAG